UAAAAAUCUGUUAAUUAGACAUAAACAGUGAGCUCUCCACAGAAAAAUAGGAAAAUCAAAAUCAAAACGACUAUGGCCGCUUUGCUCCUCUCCCAAAACCCAUUCCCACCACUUCUCUUCUCUCCUCUCACACCCACUUCCCCUCUUUCACUCCUCUCAAUCACAAACCCUAGAAAUCAACCUCACCACCACGGCCACCGCAAAUUCAUUGCCUUAUCAUCGUCAUUUCGAAACGGAAACACAUCGCCGGAAACAGAGUGCCCUGUUCCACCAGAUCAACAACCCAUCAACGAGUACCAGUCACUGUCCACCUCCUUCCCCUUCUCCUGGGCCUCUGGCGACUUCGUCGAGUACUGUUCGCGCUUGUUCGUCACAGGGGCUUCCUUUGCCCUCUUCGUGGGUCUGCCCGUUUCGUGGUACGGCUCCGUCGGCGUCGAAUGGGAUCUGUCGGAGCGGGUCUUGGGUGCUGUCUCGAGUGGGAUUUUGGCGGUCACUCUUGCUGUUGUGAGGAUGUAUCUGGGUUGGGCAUACGUGGGCAAUCGAUUGCUAAGUGCCACUGUUGAAUAUGAAGAGACUGGGUGGUAUGAUGGUCAGAUAUGGGUGAAGACUGCUGAAGUUUUGGCACGAGACCGGCUUUUGGGUUCAUUUUCUGUCAAGCCUGUGCUGAGCCGAUUAAAGAACACGCUUGUGGGACUUGCAAUAUCAUUAUUCGCAUGUGUCUUCAUCCUCGUUAGUGUGGAGGGCAACCAAAAGGACUCCUACUUAACAUCCGGAGAAGCUGGUGGUAGAGCUGUACCUGGAGUCUACAAUGAAGAAUCUGCAAGAUCGUUUGAGCCGGAUGCCUUUUGUGGUGAACCCGGUAUUCCUUAGUAAAUGGCAAAAAGAAAGUUGUUUCUAUUUUAUAGUGUCCAGUAUAUAUGUAAGGCAUAUCAUAUAAUCCCAUUUCUGUACAGUAUUAUGUAUUUUUAUACAAGGCCCCCAAUGUAAUCUCUGUAAAUUGAUGUUUUCCUGGUUUUUGUCAAAUAUAUAACAAAAAGCUAUUCAAAAGUCACAAGAA
Molecule: messenger RNA, 1057 nt
Organism: Cornus florida
Lineage: Eukaryota; Viridiplantae; Streptophyta; Magnoliopsida; Cornales; Cornaceae
Exons: 4
Coding region: 73-870 (265 amino acids)
Source: RefSeq, a predicted model, not a curated record